This is a messenger RNA of Oikopleura dioica, 7812 nucleotides long. Lineage: Eukaryota; Metazoa; Chordata; Appendicularia; Copelata; Oikopleuridae. The record is from the annotation of a GenBank genome assembly.
AUGACAGCUAUAUCAUGGCUCGGAGGACUCCUCCCUUAUUUAUUCCUCGCGGAAUAUUCCUACGCGCUCAGGCCUGUCUUCAACUACCCAAAUAACAUCGUCGAAGAAAAGGUCGAUGAGAACUCGAAAAUCGGAUCCGUCGUCGCGCACAUCCAGGCUUUCAGCGAGACCGACUCAAAUGUCAACUACUCGAUGCAGGCUUGGAGGGCUUCUGUCGAGGAGCAGCGCAAUCCCGUCUUUGUCAUGGACAAAUCUGGCGUCGUUACAGUCGCAGCUGAGAUCGACCUGGAGGAUCCCGAAGGAAAGACGAAAACGCAAUACAAAUUCAAAGUCACAGCGAGCAACACAAAGACCAACGAAGCCAGUUUCUGCUGGUUGCUUAUCCACGUCAACGACGUCAACGACAACGAGCCGGUUUUCGGCCAGAGCGAGUACAAAUUCUCGGUUCACGAAUCCACUCCCACGCGGACAAUCGUCGGCUCUGUCGAUGUCACGGACAAGGAUCUGAUGGAUCAGGGCAAUUUGAGGCUCUCUCUUGUCGAGAAGAAAUCGCGAAAAUCCCCAACUGCGUUUACAAUCGACAAAUACGGGCGAAUAAUGACCCACGAAAAACUCGAUCGCGAAAAAAUCGCCUUCUAUAAGUUCUACGUUAUCGCCAAGGACAGUCAAAGUCCAAUUCAUCAGAGCCAGACAAGCGUGGAAGUAACGAUCCUCGACGACAACGACUCGCCACCUGUUUUUGCAAAAGACGAGUUGGAAGUUCGUCUUUCCGAAGGAACGAAAAUCGGGACCAAAGUCAUUUCAGUCAAGGCAACAGAUGCCGAUGAAGGGGAAAAUGGCCGAGUUACCUACGCGUUGAUGAAUGACAAGGAUACCUUCGCCGUUGAUGCCACUUCCGGUGAUAUUAACUUGAUCCGCGAUUUGGACUUCGAACUAAACCGGAAGUUUGAGCUCCGUGUUCGUGCUCAAGAUCAUGGUCGACGGAGGCAAGAGUCAAUCGUGACCGUGUCGGUCAUUAUCGUCGAUCUCAAUGACAACGCGCCGCACUUCAACAUUAAUCCUCUCGUCGCCCGGGUCAAAGAAGACGCUAGAAUCGGCCACACAGUUACAUUCGCCAUUGCCUCGGACAAGGACGAUCCUAACAGCCCAAAUGGGAAGCUUUCCUACGAGUUGAUUUCUCCCAAACUUCUCCCUUUUGCAAUCGACAGUAAUACCGGCCGAAUAACUUUGGUCAAGAAGCUCGAUCGCGAGACCAUCGACCACUACGAAUUCCAAGUCAAAGCUACCGACGGCGGCGGCUUAUCCGACAUUGUCGACCUUCGAGUCAACCUGAUCGAUGUGAACGACAGUCCUCCGAAAUUCAGCCAGAGCAGUUUCAGCGUCAAGGUAGCGGAAGACUCGCGUCCCGGAAGCGUUGUUUUCAAAAUUUCGAAAAACGAUGUUCUCGUCGAUUUGGACUUGGCCGACCAGAUCGAGCUGGAAAUCGAUGAGCGAUCCGACAACGGCGUCUUUUUCGUUCAAUCAGAUGGGCUUGGUGGCGGAAAUGUCAUUCUAGGAACAAACCUGGAUUAUUCGGACCAUAAGACCUACGCCCUUACCCUCAUUGCUACCGAUCUUGUCGGGCACCGAGCGAGAGCUAUUCUGAACAUUCAUGUGCAGGACAAAAACUCCUACGCACCUGUGUUUGACAAAGAUGUUUAUAUUAUCAACGUCUCAGAGGAUAAAGCGCCAGGGCAGAUAAUCGGCAAAAUCGCUGCAACGGAUUCUGAUUCCGGCGACAACGCCCGUGUUAGUUAUACAAUUGGCCAAGGAAUCGCGCAGGAAGAAAUCGAGAAGCUGUUUAAAUUGGAUGAGGAGAGUGGUGUGAUUUCGCUGCUUGAAAAUCUCGAUAACGAACAGACUAAAUACUACAGCUUCGAGAUCAUUGCAAGAGAUCAUGGAAUUCCUCAAAAAACCGACCGCGCCAAGGUUGAGAUCAACGUCAUGGACGUCAACGACAACCCUCCGGUCUUCGAAAAGCGCGAAAUCAAAGUCACAAUUCCGGAAGACGCACAUGUCAAUUCUAUCAUCACUACUGUCAUUGCACAAGACGCGGACGAAGGUCGCAACGGCGCCAUUUCCUAUCAGUUGUCGCGUGUGGAUCCAAAUGAACUCGGCUACUUCCUGAUUGAUACGUACGACGGGACGAUUCGUCUGGGCAAGCCGCUGGAUCGCGAAACCACGCCCUGUUAUGAACUGGAAAUUGAAGCUCGCGAUCAUGGAACACCGUCCCUCUACGCAAAGGCUACAGUAAUGAUCACUGUUUUGGACGUCAACGACAAUGCGCCCCACUUUGAAUCGAGCAAGAAGCGCUACUACGUACGAGAAGACAAGGAUCCAGGCACGAUCAUCGCGAAAAUUGAAGCGGAUGACCGAGAUAUUGGGGAUAAUGCGAAUCUUGAGUACUUUCUGCUGCCGAAUCAGGAGACGAACAAUAUGUUCUAUUUGGACUCGGCAACGGGCGAGCUGGAACUGCGCCAGCCACUGGACUUUGAAAAGAAGAGAAACUAUACAAUCACAGUUCAGGUUUUCUCCGAUUCGCUCCAAACAACCGAAGACCUCACAAUAGAAGUCCUUGACAUCAACGACAACACUCCCACCCUCAAAGACAUGUACAUAACAUUCAACAACUUUGUCCAGAAAAGUACAAGUAGCCGGCCUUCCCUGAUGGAAGACGUAGCCGGAGACGAUACUGAAUUUCCAAUCAACCGAGUUAUCGGCCAGUUGAACUUCUUCGACCCCGAUGUGAUGGACAUUUUCGAGUUCGGGCAGGAGGGACAGGAAGAACUUGUGAAGGUGAACAAAACAUCUGGAGAACUCGCGGUGGGCCCAAAUUUAGCGGCGAUUCGCGAGUUUACAGCGCCAAUCCGAGUGUGGAUCAAAGACGGCCUUAACAAAGCUGAGGCAACACUUACGAUUGAGGUCAAGAUGGUGACGGACGAGGCGCUCGAAAAUGCCAUCGUGUUAACAGUAGUGCGACAGAACCUCGAGCAGUUUCUUCAAGUGGAUUUCCAGAACUUCCGCUCAUCCGUCUCAAGGGCUGUGGGAGUCAGCAAAUCCGAUCACGUGAUUGUCUUCGAUGCGCAGCAAUCCAAAGACAACGUCGAAAUCAUCCUCGCAGUGAGAAAAGAAAACGGCGAGUACUUUUCUAGCUCAGAGCUGAGCGCACUGGUCUACCUCAAACAGCGCGAAAUCAGCCCGCGAAUAGCGGAUCUAAGCGAUUCCGAAACCUGCUCUAGAGAGCCUUGUCAAGCUUUCAACAUUUGCGUUCCCGGUGUUGCCUUUGCCAAGAAAGCUGAGUUUGUCAAAUCGCGCGAUGUUAUUUUUCGCCGUCUCGUGAUGCAGAAACGGACCCGCUGCGUGUGCCCAAGCGGCUACGGCGCUGGGCAAUUAUGUCAAUCUCCCGUCAACUCUUGUUGGUCCGCGCCAUGUCAAAACGGCGGAACUUGUACGCCCAUGGAAACUGGCUACGUUUGCCAAUGUCCCGCAGGAACUCGCGGGGAGCACUGCGAACUCGUCGAGGGAAAAGGCCGCUGCGAUGAUGGCCCAUUAACUUGCGGUGGUGGAGCCAAAAGCUGCCAAAAUCUUCUCAAAGGUGGCUACGAGUGCAAAUGCCAGCCAGGUGUAGAGAAUAAGUUCUGCGAUGCAGAUACGAGAAGCUUCAACGGCAAAAACUCGUUCAUCAUGCUCCCUGGACUGGAAUCACGCUGGGAACUGACGGUAGAAUUCGAGCUCAGAACAGUGGUCAAGAAUGCCAUCGUGCUCCACAACGGCCGAUUAAGCCCAGAAGGCGAUCAUUUCUCAGUCUUAUUGCGCAACGGAAAGAUCUAUGUGGAACUUUCUACUGGCGGUAAAACGCAUUCUCUUCACAUAAACAGAAACGUCGCUUCUGGAGAGUUCGAAAAAGUCCGUGUUCAGUACCGCCAUGAAGCGCGCCUGCUGAAAGAGACCAAAGGAGACUUUCAUCUUCUCGACGGAAAGGGAAAGAAACGAGUUUUGAACAUCAUGAUCAGUGAUUGCUUCCGCUCAGAUGGAAAUGAAUGCGCCGCAGAAUUGGUCAUUUCGGACAAGGAACCGGCGACAAUGGAUUUGACUGGACCGCUUUUUGUCGGAGGCGUUCCGGAAUUCCUCAGAGACGAUGGAUUCACCGGUUGUCUUCGAAACUUGAAGAUCAAUGGCAAAUUCAAGGAUCUCAUGACGCCUCUUGCUUCGAGCAAUUCUCAAGUCGGCUGCGACAUGUCUUCUACCUCCUGCGACGACAAAAUCUGCAACAACGUCGGAACUUGUACCAAGCUCGGCGGGCAGAUUCAGUGCUCUUGUCCAGAUCAUCUUACUGGCAAUCGAUGCGAAACCAACACCAAAAAUCACGCAAAACGAUUGGUCAACGGCUACAUCCGAGUUCGCAACUUGAAGAAUCUCGUUGAUCGACAAGACUUUGAAGUUUACUUCCAAAUCAGAACCGAAUCCACUUCAACCUCGAUCCUUACUUUCGAAAACGACGAGAGCGAACUUGUCAUUGUCGAUGGCUAUCUUCAACUCCAUACAAAACGCUCGAGACAUUCUUGUGCCGACCAGUGCAUCACGGCUCUUAUCAGCGACGGCGAAUGGCACCAAAUCAGAAUCAAAGCUUCCACCAGUCGAACAUACAUUUUCGUGGACGAUCAAUUGAUCAUCAACGCUAGAAGUGGCACUGCUACUCCCACUGCUGGUCUCAUCAUUGGCGACAAAGCAAAACACAAAUUGGUAGGCUGCAUUGCUGGCGUCAAAGUCACCGAUGUUCGAUCUGGCGUUUCCGAAAGCCCGUUAAUGUCCCAAGUCGGAACUAUUCUCGACGGAUGUAAUCCGCAAGAACGAUGCAAAUCUUCCACCUGCUCCAAGGGCGCUGAGUGCAAAGAAACAUGGAGUGGCACUACGUGUGAAUGCAAAGACGGUUUCUUCGGGCCGAAUUGCUCUGGUGUUUGCUCUGUCAAUCCUUGUCUAAACGGAGGAAAAUGCGAGCCUUUGGGCAAAGACGGCUUCACUUGCAGCUGUCCAACUGAAUUCAGUGGCAAGUUUUGCGAACGUCAAUCUUCUUGUCCAAAGAGCUGGUCUGGUUCUGUUCCUGGCUCUUGUCGACCGUGCAAUUGCACUCAAGAACUUGGUUUUGCCGAAUCUUGUUCUGAAGACAUAAACGACUGCAAGUGCAAAGACAACUACUACCGCCCAAAAGAUCAGCCGUGGAAAUGCGUCCCUUGCAAUUGCGAUAGACUUGGAGCAGAAUCACCAACUUGCUCCGAUGAAACAGGCGCGUGCUCUUGCCGCAGGGGAGUGUUCGGCCGCCAAUGCGACAAAUGCUCGAAUCAGUUCGCAGAAGUGACGCUCAAGGGCUGCGAAAUUCUCGGCUCAGAAGUAUGCCCUCGAAACUCAGAAGCAAACGUCGUUUGGGACCGAGUCAAGUACGGCGCCACUGUAACGACCGAGUGUCCAGCUGGCAGCUCUGGAUUAGCGACAAGAGAUUGCACUCGGUUAGGCUGGGCUCAGCCAGAUCUCGAUAAUUGCCAAUCAGACCGCUUCGGCGAACUGGCUCGUUUCCAGCGCGCGCUCAAGUCCAACAACAGAAACUUGUCCACGCAGAAAGCUGUCAACCUCGCCGAGCAUCUCUUCCUGGCUCUAGAAGACCCCGAUGAACGAACUCUCUUCGGUCGGGAUAUUCAAGUCGCUUUUAAGCUGCUGCUAGAAAAUUUCGCUUUCCAAAACUCGCAUUCCGGCUAUGACUUGUCAAUGACCUCCAGUACCGAUUUUUCAAAACACCUCUUUGCAGCUAGCGCAAGAAUGAUCCACCUCAGCGACGAAGAGUGGAAAUCGCUCGACCCACUCGCCGCCGUCCACCUUCUCAACGCUCUCGCCGCUUAUGCCGAAACAAUCGCCGCCAAUUUACCAAGGACAUUUACAUCCAAAAUCAGCGCAAAGCACCCGAUCGAUUCUGGCGACGAUUUGGCGUUUUUGGCGAUCAACGGCACUUCCAACGAAAUCAUUCCUUCCGACGACGCGAUGAUCUAUUUCGACGCUUCCAAGCUCGCGGGCGAUGUUCCACGAGCAAGCUCAGUUUUCACUUCUAGAAGACUAGCCUCGCUUCUUCCGCUCAAAUUCGCUCCUGAAAAGAAAGGCUUCAAAAUUCCUCCGCAUCCAGUUAUCAACUCCGCCAUCAUCUCCAUCGCGCUUUAUGAGAACUUCACGGUUCUCGAGUCCAUUCCGGAUGAGCCGAUUCGAAUUCAUUUCCGUUUGCUCAAGUCAGAAGGUCGCUCCCGUCCCCAAUGUGUUUUCUGGCACACGGAAAUCGACGCCUGGUCCCCGCAUGGUUGCUACAUCAUUGUGGAAAACCGGACGCAUGUGGACUGUAGCUGCGCCCAUCUGUCUACCUUUGCCAUUCUGAUGGACGAGGGCGAAGAGUCUGUUUUCAAUAUGAAUCCAUUGAAGACCAUUUGCAUUGUUUUGCUCUCGAUCACCAUCGCCAUCUUGUCUGGCUGCGCGGGGGUCUUUUCUUGCCUCAGCGAAGUUCGCUCUGCCCAGGCUCAUCUUCACAACGCACUCAGCAUUUGCCUUAUCUUCCUGCACGUGACAUUUUUGCUCGGAAUCGACAAGACGGAGAACGAAUACAGCUGUAUGAUCGUCUCCAUCGGUCUCCACUACUUCUACCUCGCCGUGUUCACAUGGGUGGCGCUCGAAACAUUCCACCUUUAUCGCCGCCUCGCUCAGCCUCAAUUUCAAAUUGCUCAACGAGCUGAUCGCCAAGCCGUUCAGUUUUACUACGGCCUUGGUUUUGGUGUUCCAGCAAUCAUUGUCGCUACCUCUGUUGGUCUCCAGCCAGCCGGGUACGGAAACGCACGUUUUUGCUGGCUCGAUUCUUCUGAUCCCCUGGUUGGUGCGAUGAUUGUGCCUGUUUGUCUGAUUUUCAUCGCUACUUGCUCCGGAUUGGUUAUGAGUAUCCGCGAGUACUUGACCGUCAAGCGCGUUGACAUCAUCAAGGAAGAAGUCCGUCGUGACAUCCGCUUACUUUCAUUCCUCGCACCAGUUUUACUCUUCGCCUGGGCCAGCAGCCUCGCCGCGGUUAACCUCAAUUCGCCAGUUCUUUACAUCAUCACUUGCAUCCUCCACCUUGCCGUUUCGCUGUUCAUCCUCGUCGCUCAUGUUCUUCGAUCCGCAGAAGUGAAACGAGCCUGGCAACUGGAGCGGACGAAGAAAGAACGCCAGGAACAGCUCAAAAAUGCAACGAUGGUGACUGGGAAUAGAUCGAUGGUUCAUACGCAUAAGUACUUGAAUAACACUGGCACUACUUCUUCAGACACUUCCAAGCCUCCAUCAGAACGAUUCGAUCGCCACGAAGAAAAAAUGUACCAAGUGAAGCACCAAUCCAUCGGCCGGGUAAAAUCCUCGGACAGCAUGUCUGAAUCCGACGGAUACUCCGACUCCGACGGCGAGUUGCUCAGAAGAAAAGCGAAAAAGGCCAACAAAAAGCUUCGAAAACAGAAACUUCCUCAAGAAGCCGACACAAUUUCUGAAGGAGGAACGCGCCGCACUAGAAUCAUCUGGCACGAUCAAGCAGAUGGAACUCUAGCCUCAACUGCUCGCUCUACCCUCAAGUCUACAGCAGAAAUCGUCGUUCCAGAUGUCAUUCCAAGCAUCGAGAAAGAAGCUAGUCUGAGCACGGAUCUAGACGCGGGCUCAGCUCUGCGAAGACAGAAAUCCAUCCUGAAAAACACUCCCUCUUCCAGUCAAGCAACUACGACAUCGUAG